GUGUGGGGCGCAGACCCAGACGUCAGCAAAACGUCAGAUAUGCCUCAACUAAUAAAAGUGAAUGGGGAAGCUCUAGAACAAGUGCAUCAAAUUGGACUCCAACUCUUCGACUAUGAGUUAUUUGCUCUCCCGUUGGAAAUGGUGCGACAUAUCGGACUGUGCUGUGUCAACGAUCCUCGCAGUGUGUUCAUCGCUCACGACAAACGAAUCUUAGGUAUAAUUCUUCAGGAGCUUGAUGCACUGCUGCACAAACACAAGGUGCUUUCCCCGGCGCAAGCUCAACUCCUCAGGGAAAGGAUCAUACCUACGAUUCUUCCGGGGUCAUCAGAAUUCAACACCCUUCUCGAAGACUCCCAGCAGGAUCCCCAGACUAAGAACGGAUAUAUCCUCAAACCUGUUCGUGACGCCCGUGGGAACGGCAUUCUUCUUGGAAAGAACAUAUCUGUUCACGAAUGGGAAACGAUGCUUGCAUCCCUUGGUAGUCAGGCCGCUAAGACCAGCGUACCACAGUAUAUGAUUCAGCAUCUGCUGCCACUACCGUCCUUUCACUGGUUCUGGGAUGAGCAGCGCAGGGUUCGAGAAAGUCGCAUGGUUGGAACCUAUUUUUCUGUGAAUGGGCGUUUCGUUGGACUUGGUAUGUGGCGUGCAGCAUCGGCAUCGGAGGAUGUAAUUGCAGCUUCGACAAAAGAUGCGACAGCGCUUUUGUCAGUCAUUCCUGUAGGUCAGUGAUAUAUUGAAAGUCCAUAUUUGAAAUGGAGAUAGGUUUAUGUGCUUUGGGGUGAC
This is a messenger RNA of Aspergillus caelatus, 783 nucleotides long. RefSeq lists its product as uncharacterized. The record is from RefSeq and is a predicted model, not a curated record. The transcript has a single exon. NCBI's taxonomy places the organism in Eukaryota, Fungi, Ascomycota, Eurotiomycetes, Eurotiales, Aspergillaceae. Bases 40 to 729 code for a protein of 229 amino acids.